Astrephomene gubernaculifera is the source of this 1131-nucleotide messenger RNA. NCBI's taxonomy places the organism in Eukaryota, Viridiplantae, Chlorophyta, Chlorophyceae, Chlamydomonadales, Astrephomenaceae. The record is from the annotation of a GenBank genome assembly.
CAGAGGGAAGCAGGAUGGAGGGGAGUAGCCGUCAGUCCGAGAGCAGCCGUGAAGACGGGUGUGACGGUGGUGUUCAGGCUGAGGAUGGUGGUGGUGAUGGUGAAGAUGGCGAGGAGGUGUUCCCUGAGAUCCGGCUCAACCUACCCACCCCCAACAAGGUUAAGGUCAAGAACGCGGAGUACCUCAAGAGCUGUGUGACCGUAUCGGACUGCCCCCCGCCGCGCUUCCCCGAGUUCGCGGUGAUCGGCCGCAGCAAUGUGGGCAAGUCCUCGCUCAUCAACAUGCUCACGGGGCGCAAGGAGCUGGCGCUGGUGUCCAAGGAGCCCGGCAAGACUCGGUGCAUCAACCACUUCCUCAUCAACGACAGCUGGUACCUGGUAGACCUGCCGGGAUACGGAUUCGCAAAGGUGGGUCUUCAGGGCCGGCAGCAGUUCGACUCCUUCACGCGCGAGUACUUCACCCGCCGACCCAACCUAGCCAUGGUGCUGCUGCUGGUGGACGCCUCCGUGCCGCCGCAGCGGAUAGACCUGCAGUACGCCAACUGGCUGACGGACAAUGAGGUGCCCUUUGCACUGGUGUUCACCAAGGCCGACAAGCGGCGCAAGGGCCUCAACGCCGCCGUACGCGACUCGCACGUCACCGCCUUCAAGCGACAGCUGCUGCAGGACCUGGCCUUCCUGCCGCCCUCGCUGCUCACCUCCUCAGCCAAGGGGCUGGGGCGCGGCGAGCUGCUCAACUUCAUCGCCGCGCUGCGGGUGGCGUACGAGCGCAGCGGCCGGCUGGAGGCCAUUCGGCAGGGCAUGCUACGAUGACCGCAGGCUGCCGGUGGAGAUGCGCUGGGUGGUGCAGAAGCUGGUUGGGGGGAGCGUUCAAGGCGGGAGGAGCAGGGCCCUGCGGGUGCCAGCUGGGCUCACGCUGGAUCUGGAGGAAGUGGUCAUGUGAUAUGUGAGAGCACAAGUGUGCGUGCGCUGCCGUCCUAAUGCUGUGUGCAGACACUGCGGUAUUGUUGGAUACGACCUUGGACGGUUGUCAUUGCCUUCCAGUUGUUGCGUGUAAUCUACGGUAGCUGUACCUCGGCAUGCCGCAUCUGUGAACAACCAAUUGGAGUGCAAACUAUAUGACAGGGACGUA